Amphiprion ocellaris (clown anemonefish) is the source of this 3290-nucleotide messenger RNA. RefSeq names its product periostin. The coding region runs from base 141 to 2783 and encodes 880 amino acids. The transcript has 23 exons. Gene Ontology annotation, molecular function: protein binding. The record is from RefSeq and is a predicted model, not a curated record. NCBI's taxonomy places the organism in Eukaryota, Metazoa, Chordata, Actinopteri, Pomacentridae.
CUCUCUCACAUGUGCUCCCAUAUCUCCUGUGUAUUUCUGGGGGGGUAACGGGUGUAUGUGUGUGGGUGUGUGUGCGUGUUAUUUAAAAGACAAGAGGAGUGUGCGUUUGUGCCCUCGCAGAGGACUGAUAACUGACCAGGAUGCAUCAGCUGCCAGUGGUGACCUUAGUGCUGGUGGCGCUCUGCUCUCUGGGGAGCGUCGACUCCUCAGCCUAUGACAAGAUCGUCACCCACAGCCGCAUACGGGCCAGGAAUGAAGGACCCAAUGUGUGCGCUCUGCAGCAGGUCCUGGGCACCAAAAAGAAGUACUUCAGCACAUGCAGGAACUGGUACAAAGGCUCCAUCUGUGGCAAGAAGGCUGUGGUCAUAUAUGAAUGCUGUCCUGGGUACAUGAAGCUGGAGGGCAUGAGAGGAUGCCCUGCAGUGGCUCCUAUUGACCAUGUUUAUGGCACGCUGGGCCUUGUAAAGGCUACAACCACACAGCAAUACUCGGAUAUAUCCAAGCUGAGAGAGGAAAUCGAAGGCAAAGGUUCCUUCACCAUGUUUGCACCAAGCAAUGAUGCCUGGGAUCAGCUGGAGGAUCAUGUACGAGCUGCACUGGUGAGCAACGUGAACAUCGAGCUGUACAACGCUCUUCACUUCCACAUGGUGAACCGUCGUCUUUUGACCAAAGACCUGAAGAAUGGCAUGAGUCUUACUUCUAUGUACAAUGACCUGGGGCUCUACAUCAAUCACUAUUCAAAUGGGGUUGUGACGGUGAACUGUGCCAGGAUCAUCCAUGGUAACCAGGUGGCCACAAACGGUGUGGUGCAUGUGAUCGAUCGGGUGAUCAGCGCUGUGGGUAACACCAUCAAGGAUAUACUGGAUGUCAACGAGGACCUCUCCUCUUUCAGCGCUGCGGCAAUAGCUUCUGAAAUAAUGGACAAGCUGGACAAACCUGGCCAAUUUACUUUGUUCGCUCCAACUAAUGAAGCCUUUGACAAACUGAGCCCAGGCUAUCUGGAGCGUAUCAUGGGAGACAAGACUAUUAUUGCAGCCCUGGUGAACUAUCACCUCCUGAACAGCGUCCAGUGUGCAGAAGCCAUCAUGGCGGGAUCCGUGUAUGAGACUGCAGAGGGCAGCACCAUCGAGAUCGGCUGCGAUGGCGACACUCUGACUGUCAAUGGCAUCAAGAUGGUGCUGAAGAAAGACAUCGUGGCCUCCAAUGGCGUCAUCCACCUCAUAGACCAGGUGCUCAUCCCAAACUCAGCCAAGGAAGUGAUGGAGCUUAUGGGAGCGUCCCAGAGCACGUUCAGCGACAUGGUGUCUGAACUGGGCUUAUCUGCUGCUCUCGGUGCAAAGACAGAGUACACACUGCUUGCUCCUGUCAACGCUGCUUUCACUAAUGAGGUGAUGUCAACAGACCAGACCCUGCUGAGAGUCAUUCUGGAAAACCACAUCUUGAAGUUAAAAGUCACCCUCGGCGAGCUCUACAACGGACAGCUGCUGGAAACAAUUGCCGGCAAACUGCUCAGAGUCUUCAUUUACCGCACUGCUGUGUGCAUAGAAAAUGCAUGUAUGACACGUGGAGGUAAGGAGGGAAGCAAUGGGGCCCUCCAUGUCUUGAGGUCUCUCAUCAAACCGGCUGACAAAACACUCUACGAGCUCCUAAUUGCUGAUGGACGCUUCAAGAUUUUCCUGUCGCUGAUGGAGACAGCAGGUCUGGAUGAGCUACUGAAGCAAGAAGGCUCCUACACCAUCUUUGCACCAACUGACGAUGCCUUUGAUGGCCUCAGUAAAGAGGACUUUGCUCUGCUCAAAAGUGAUCUGAAUGCUUUGAGAACCAUUCUACUGUACCACAUCAGUAAUGGUGUCUUCAUCAAUGGAGGAUUAGAGGGAGGAGUUACCAACCUUCUGAAAACCUUCCAGGGCAACAACCUGCAAGUUCUAUCUGUAAACAACUCUAUCCAUGUAAAUUCUGUGGAUGUGCCAGACAGCGACCUGAUGGCAACAAAUGGAGUGAUCCAUGUGGUGAAGAAUGUUCUGUAUCCUGGGGACCUUCCUGUGGGCCGUCAGGACCUCCUGGUUCUCCUGAGGAAGCUGAUUAAGUACAUCCAGAUACAGUUUGUUUCUGGAUUUUCUUACGCUGAGAUCCCUCUCACCUUCCUCAAGAGGACCAUCACAACUACUCAUUAUAUUGAGGUCCCCGAUUCCACAAAGGUGAUCAGAGUCAUUGAAGGAGAGCCGACCAUCACCAAGGUAACGAGAGUCAUAGAGACAGAGCCAACAGUCACUAAAGUGGUGGUUGAGGGUGAGCCUGUGAUCACCAAGGUAACGAGAGUCAUCGAGGGAGACCCGUCCAUCACUAAAGUGACCCGAGUCAUCGAGGGGGAUCCUGCACUCACCAAAGUCACCCGAGUCAUUGAGGGGGAUCCUGCACUCACCACAGUGACCAGGGUCGUUGAGGGAGAUCCUUCACGCAGCAAAGUUACCAGAGUCAUUAAGGGAGGGUCUACCAUUACCAAAGUUACAAGAGUUAUUGAUGGUACAGAGGUUGAUGCCGAUGGAAAGAGGGUUACAGGUGGAGCCAGAUACACCACGGCGAACGAGCCUCAGAUCAUUGAGGGUCCGGACUUCUCCAAGAUCACCACCAUCCAUGGCAACCCAAGUCUGAUCGAUGAGGAAUCGGAGAGAAUUACCAAAAUCAUUCAAGAGGGAGGUCGAUUCGCUGCUGCAAGGAAAGCUCCAGCUGGAAUGAGGAGGAGAGCGAGGCUGGUCAGGCGUCACCACAAACCAAGGGAGUGAAUCCAGCAGAGAGAGAAAACCUUCGGGCUCACCGCAGAGACUGAAUGCUUCUCCGACGCUCCUGGUUGAGCGCUGGAUGAUUGAAAAACUGUGGACCAAUAGGGAGAGAGAGCAAAUAGGUCUAGCAAUUUCUUUUUCCAAACCACCCUUAAGAUUGUUUACUAUUCCAUCUGGACCAUACUGUGUGUGAUAGGCAUGAUGUGAAAUUAGAAUACCCUUUUUGUAAGUAAUGUAAGUGUGCAAGUAAAAUAUGAAUCUUUGGCAUGGGUUAAUUGUGGGCGAAAGGUGAGAUAUAUUCUACCACUGAGAGAUAUUUUUAAAGGUUUGCUUGUUUUUUAACCAGUCAAUUUGUAAACAGAUAGCUUGGGAAGACUUUUGUAUGCUUUUUAUGGUGCUCGCAUUCAGUACAAUGGAUGCGUUUUAAUGAAACAGUGUUUUGCCUCCAUUAGAUUUUGUACUGUACUUCUGUAAAUUAUCACAUGGUAAUUAAAAAAAACAAAAACUUUU